Molecule: messenger RNA, 3685 nt
Organism: Agrilus planipennis (emerald ash borer)
Lineage: Eukaryota; Metazoa; Arthropoda; Insecta; Coleoptera; Buprestidae
Product: DNA fragmentation factor subunit alpha-like
Exons: 1
Coding region: 470-1045 (191 amino acids)
Biological process (GO): apoptotic process; regulation of apoptotic process
Source: RefSeq, a predicted model, not a curated record
GUUUUGAAUUAUGAAUCAAUUGUUACAUAAUUGUCAAGAUUAGUUAGACCUAAUUUCAUUAAAUAAGACUUCAGAUUUUUUUUAAUUGAAGGGAAUUUGAAAAGGUAUUGUUCGGUGGUUAAAAGAAUAUAUUUAGAAAGGUACAAGUGUUUUAAGAGUGAGGCACAACAAUUUCGAAAAGGGUGAACGACCACCAAGGCACACCUUGAAACCUAACAAAUCGUUCAACGAAAAAUGUGACUGUCUGAGACAUUUCUUUAUCGAUUUUGUUUAAAAUUAUCUAGAAACAACAUUGACCCUGUGUACUACGCUAGGCGGUGCCGCCAUGCGCUUUUACUACCACUAUUUUUAACCACCCCGUCUAGCUCAGUCUAUCUACUUUUCAUCAAAGAGAAAAGGGCGGUAACUGACGUUUUAUAAAAGUUGUUUGGCUUGUAUCAAAAAUAUUUUAAAUCACUGCCUUACAAGGAUGGACGAUUCAACGCUAAACGGUAAGCCAUUUAAAAUUACAAAUGUUACUCGCGAAAUUCGAAAAGGUGUUGUUGCGAAUUCGUUGUCUGAUCUAACCUCAAAAGUGUGCGAAAAAUUCGGUUACGAUGACGAAGUAUCCGUCGUUUUGGAAGUAGAUGGGACAGAAAUAGACGACGAAGAAUACUUUGCAACCCUUGAGCCGCAUACAAAUCUUAUGAUUUUAAAAGGAGACCAAAAAUGGUGUCAACCUUCUCCACCUUGUCGUAUAUCUACUGAUCAGGUGGAUGAUAUAAAAGGGGGGCCUGAACUGGCCGGUUUGGUUGGAAAGCUUAAACAAAAUUUGUGUCACGUAUCCUUGCUGGGAGCUCCAGAUUUGGAAUUAUUGAGCGACAUGGAUCCUGAUUCCUUGGUUGACAUAACAUUCCCAGAUAAAAUAUUUCUGGAGCAACUUAAAGAAGCCUCAAGUCGAUUCUUAAGUGAAAAACGACAAGCCCAAGAUGCUCUCGAGCUGUUAAGAUUGUACCAUGAAAAGGAAACAGAAGAAAGAGAAGUACAACCGGAAUUGAUCAAUUAAUUGAAGAAGGAGCGAAAGAAUCAGUAACUAGAAGACUGACCAUCACUUUCAUAAUGUUUUUGGAGUAAUGUCUUUGCUCAAACACAAGCACGAUUGCCUAUUCAAACACCAAAGACACGUUGCUAUUGAAUCUAUAAGGUAAAACAAAAUUUUUGUCACUAAAGCACAGUCACAGUCCAUCACUACACAUCCAACAAGUUGCCCAUAAUAGAUAAUUAAUAGUACAUUAAUCGUAUGAGUAUUUAACUUGAUGUAGUAAUUUUGUAAUUUAUGUGUAUUUAGCUGUGAUAUAUUGAGUAAGUUUUGUUAAAUUAUACAAUUGUUGGGCCAGAACCAAAUAAUGAGAACAAACUCCCUUAUUGUAACAUAAAUUAAUAUUCCAAUUUUAUUAAUUUCUCCUUCAAUGAUUACAAACAAUUUUCAAAUUGCAAUUGCCUCUUAAUGUUUCCUAUGAUAUAAAUAAUAUGAAGUAAAAAUAUAAAUUUCAUGAGUAAUGCAACAAUAAUUACUGGAGCCUUAACAUAAAUAAAAGUUUGAAACCAUUUCCAAUAAAAACUUGUGAUAACAAUACAAAUGCAUAAAAUAUCGGGUGUUAAACUAAAAUUUCCUUUAAAGAUAAAUGGUCAUAACAAGCAGGGUAGACAUAUGGAAAGGGCCCCAGAAGUCAUAGGUCCCAUACAUUUCUUUGUUUCAAUAAAAUAUUAUAUGUUCAUAGGUUUUGUCAUCUUAUUUUAUCCCCUUUAUUCACUCACAAUCAGUGCACUUCCGGGGCCAAUCAUACCCUUUUUGGAGGGUUCAUAGAAAAAAAUUAAAAUUUGCACAAAAUUAUGAAACCUCUCGCUACGUGGGGCAAAUUACCUAUGCCUACUCACCCAACUAUAACUUAAUUAUAAUAUACACCCAGUAGAUUAUGUAUAAGGGGUAAACAAUUGUUAUACAUUAAAUCAGUCCCUUUUUCUAAUCAGUUUCGAAUACUAUCGCUCUAAUUUUUUAUACACUAUGCCUUAUUAUACCUUUUUAUGACAUCCACACACUUAACACAAUUUACCCUUCUUAAAUAUGUAGAUGUAUAGAUGGGUAUGUGUAAGUAAUCUGCAGAUUGAAAUUUUUAUAUAAUCUUUAUUUCAAUCAAGUUAGCUAUAUAAACUUUUAUUGAUAAAUAUAAAAGUUGUGCAAUUGGUUAAAACUGAAAAAAAGGUGCCAUUUCACUAUUAAAUGUUAGGGUUUCUUAAUAUGAAGUCAUAAGAUAAACUUUCAUCUUUUUCAAUUAAUUAAUACCUUGGUAAAUUUUUAAUUAUAAAUACGUAAGUACUAUAUUUUGUUUACCAAUUUUAAAGUUAGAAAGUUACUAUACAGGGUGUGUGAUGGCGAACUUUAUUUAAAAUUUUCACUAAAGGUCGAUAUAACACACCUGCUAUUAAAUAAUUAACUACAAAAAAAUACCUUGUUUAGAUAGUUCCUUCAAUACUACAUACCUAGUAUUUAUUAUUGAAAUAGGAGACUCGUUUUACAGUUUUACAUUAAAACGUGACUCCUAUUUCGCAAAAUAUUCUUUCGUCAUUUGUAGAACAAAAGAAAAGAUAAUCCUACUAUCAUUGCGUCCAUUCAUUAAUUCUCUUUCAUAUGUCUCACUAUUAUUUGCCAAAAUUGUCAAUUUAUAGUAUAAUGUGGAAUCAAUUUUUGUCGACUUGGGCACUUAUGUAAUGUUAUGAACUGUGGUCCACAUAACAGAUGUUGUUAGGCACAAAAUUAAAAUGUGUUAAAAUGUCUCAUUAUUGUUCAAACUGUUUGCAAGGAAGAAACAAGAAAAUCAUGAACGUGAAACUAAGGAAAGGAACUUGGCAUUCUUGUAUUCCAUUGGCCUAAGUGUGUUUAAAUUUUAAUCAUUUAACUACAUAGUAUGUACCAUGUGCUUUUAAGAAAUAGGGUUGUGGAUAUAUUAAUUGAGUUUAGAAUAUGUAUAUUUUCCGCUAAAAUGAGGAAAAUUAGCUUAUCAGUAGAAUGUCAAUGGAAAGAUAAACACAUUCGAUAAAAACAGGGUGUAUCCUUGAAAGUUUAAAUUUGUAUCUUUUAGCUAUAUCAUCUAUAGUGUUCUCAACCAAAUAAUCAGACGUGAAGAGAAAAGCUCUUUUGUGAUACACCCUGUACAUAUCUUCCUUUUGUGAAGCUGAUUGGCUUUUUAGACUGGUUCCUUUUGAACUGUUUUUACCGGUGUUGUACCGCAAUACUGAUUGAUUACGCUCAACUUUUACAAAGUGUUCCCUUUAGAUCCCUACUGAGACUAUUAUCGUAACUGUAACUUACAAUUAGUUUCUAAUCACGAAGAAGAAAAGAAAGAACUAAUGACAACACUUCUGAAUCUUAUUGUAACAAAUAAUAAACAUUCAUAACACAGCAAUUAUUUGAAUAGGUCUAAAUUUUACGAAAUAUUGUACACAUUAAGUGGUGUUUCCCCAAAAGUGCACAUUUAAUGCAAAAGAUGUAUAAAUGUUCUAACUUUUGCUCUGUAUAUGUUGCGUUAAGGAUGUUGUUACUACUGACAUUUUUAUCAGAAUUUUUGUACCCUUUUUAAACACUUCUUAAUGCAUGGAACCCCAUGUAAUCCUAAAAAUUUGUUAAUAAAAAUGUACUCGUUUAAGA